Messenger RNA from Candidula unifasciata, 271 nucleotides. The record is from the annotation of a GenBank genome assembly. NCBI's taxonomy places the organism in Eukaryota, Metazoa, Mollusca, Gastropoda, Stylommatophora, Geomitridae.
AUGGAGCAAUUAACCAGUGACCAAACAGACGUUCAGGUGGCCAACAACACUACCAGUGUGGAGAAAUUAAUGUUGGAUAUGCUGGGGCCAAGACAGAAGGACUUUGCUUCGGCAGUGCUGCUAACUAUUGUUUAUUCCGUCAUUUUCAUCACUGGGAGUAUUGGGAAUAUUUGUACGUGUCUGGUCAUUGUACGGAACAGCUGUAUGCAGACCACAACAAAUUACUACUUGUUCAGCUUGGCUAUGUCCGAUCUGCUUUUGAUUUUCUUCG